Messenger RNA from Saccostrea cuccullata (small rock oyster), 1753 nucleotides. RefSeq lists its product as uncharacterized. Gene Ontology annotation, molecular function: zinc ion binding. The record is from RefSeq and is a predicted model, not a curated record. Lineage: Eukaryota; Metazoa; Mollusca; Bivalvia; Ostreida; Ostreidae. The transcript has 2 exons. The coding region runs from base 94 to 1752 and encodes 552 amino acids.
GUCAGGUGAAUAUUAGGGUGGGGAGAUGAAUUGCUUAUUCUUUCCAAUUAGUUAGUGUCUAAAGAUUGAAACUUACAGUUCCAGUAGAAGACAAUGGCCACUCCAACUUCCUGGGCUCAGGAGGUCAUCACCUGUGACCUUUGUCCUAAGCCUACUCAGCAGUUCUGUAACAACUGUCAAGUCAGUUUAUGUGUGGACUGUGUCAGUACACAUGUGGACAAAUUCAAGUCCCAAACACAUGACAUUGUUCAUUUCACCAACAGGAAGAUACAGCCAGUGUUUCCUGAGUGUAAGGUUCACUCCAACCAGAGAUGUGAGGCCCACUGCCAACAGUGUCAUGUCCAAGUCUGUCUGAAAUGCAUUUUCAGUUCCCAUAAUGGACACAAGAUUGUGGAAAUACAAGAGAUUUUUAAUGUAAAGAAAAGUGAAAUUGAAAAAGAAAACCAAGAAAUAGAAUCCAUUAUUAUUCCAAAGUACAAGAAGAAAAUGGACAAUAUAGCGGGCAAAAUCUCCACAUCAAUGGCUAAAUUUAAUGAACUCGAAAGAGAAGCAGAAAAGCACAGACAAUUAUGGCACCAUGAAGUGGAUAACAUCUUCAACAAAAUUAACUCAAUGAUCAAGUCCACGAGAGAAAACCAUCUCACUUUUCUAAAAUCUCACCAAUCCAAGUUUAAAAAUCUUAUUCCAGAUAUGAUGCAAACUGUUACACAAAUAAAAGAAAUCUUGAAGACCAACAAAGUGUCUGAUGUCAACAACUACGAAUCCAAACUGACGGAAUACAGAGACAUACCUGCUGAUAUUGAUGUCGAAAUUCCUUCACUGAAAACAAAUGCAGUCCAAGGGGGAGAACUCAGCAUAUCAUUAGGUGAAUACAAGGCUGCAUUAACACAGUCAGCAUUAUCCAGUCUGACAGAUGAAGUCUUCCAUUUGUCUAUGAGAGAGUUAUUAGACAAAGCCAGAGUGAUAGCCACCAUUCCUACUGAAGUUUACCCUUUAUGGGGAGUGGUCUGUGUAGGAACAGAUGAAGCUUGGGUUAGUGGUAAUAACAAAGUUAUAAGGCGUGUGGACAUACAUGGGUCUGUGCAGGAAUCUAUUACCACCCAAUGCCCAUUCUGUCCUGGUGCCAUCUCUGUGACCAGGCAGGGAGAACUGAUAUACAGUGAUUAUUUCAAUAAAACAGUGAACAUUGUCAGAAGAGGAAGGUCAGAGGUACUGAUCACUCCACCACAGGGCUGGGGACCAUGGGGACUGUGCUGUACAAGGUCAGGAGACAUACUGGUCAAUGUCAAUAGUAACAAACAAAACAAAAUAAUAUGUUAUCAAGGAAAAACAAUGAAUCAGGAAAUAUAUAAAGAUGAACAUGGGAAUACAAUCUUUAAAGAAGGAUACACUAUGCUAAUUUCUUUGGCAGAGAACAACAACGGAGACAUCUGUGUCACUGAUUUUAAUGCUGACAUCAUGGUUGUGGUAGACAAGACAGGAAGAGUCCGAUUCCGAUACGAUGGUACACCACCCAGGAGAGAGAAGUCAUUUAAUCCUAGAUAUAUAGUGACAGACUCCAAUAGUCAUAUUAUUGUGGCAGAUUAUAACAAUGCCUGUCUACACAUCCUUGAUCAGGAUGGACAGUUCCUGGGAUGUGUGGACAAUUGUGGUUUAGAUAAACCUAGUGGAUUGAGUGUGGACAGUGAGGGAAGGCUGUGGGUAGGAUUAUGUGAUUCAGGAGAAAUUAAAGUGAUUCAGUACAUGAAAUAAA